Molecule: messenger RNA, 3832 nt
Organism: Cadophora gregata
Lineage: Eukaryota; Fungi; Ascomycota; Leotiomycetes; Helotiales; Ploettnerulaceae
Exons: 5
Coding region: 1580-3565 (661 amino acids)
Biological process (GO): DNA-templated transcription; regulation of DNA-templated transcription
Molecular function (GO): zinc ion binding; DNA-binding transcription factor activity, RNA polymerase II-specific; DNA binding
Source: RefSeq, a predicted model, not a curated record
AUGUGUCUGGUGCGAAUGCUUACUCAUGCAUCAAACAGCGACGGCAAAGAAAUAAUCUUUGGAAUUUGGAUGGAGUGUUUUCCCAUACAUGCUACGCACUUGUUUCUACGAUUUCCAUCAGCGCGAAAGGUGGACCGACUCCUAAUUUCUAACCCUAUACCCCCAAAAACCCUCCGGGUCUUCUUUCCUAUUUUGGAUAGACCGUUCGUAUGCCAGCCCACGGGAAGUUAUUGACGCGCUUAUCAGCCCGUAGAAGACCCAGUACUCAUCUCUUAGAUCAGCGUGUCACUCGGCUCUUUCGCUAGCUAUGAGACUGUCUAUUGCUGGCGGCUAGAUGAGGCUGAGCCGAAGCCUGUCAAAUGCUUUGAGUGUGCCAGUAUGUUAGUGCUGUUAUCGUCAGUGAGUGAGUUAGUUUUAUUCAGUCGGCAGCGCUGUACCGCGUUGGUUGACGCGGCCGUACGGAAGUCAUCAUGGAAUAUGUUGCGUUAUUAGUCUUCAUUUGAUGAACCAAUUCGGGCAUUCAGCUUGCACUAUGAAGUCACGACGGUGUUACUAGGAUAUGGCUAUUGCAACGACGUUGAACCCAACUGCGGAUAUUCCGGCACAGAUGCAGGUAGUUCAAUUAAAGAUUGAGUUCACGGCACUGCUAUCACUCUCCUUCCGCGGAGAUGCUGCAUGGGCACACUUGAAAGAUUUUAGACCGUGUUUACAGAGUGGUUGGAAGACUGCUUCCAGCCGAUCAAGGCAGUCCCCGGUUUACAAUGCCCCUCUCAUAUGGGGGAUUGCAGGGAUUCGCUUGAUCGUCACCCACAUGGCAUGGCUUCCGCCUCACCAAUCCACAUCUGAUCAUGCGAGAUCCCGCUCUUCGGGAUUUGACGAAGUCAUUGCCUCGAUGUUAGAAUGUCGCCGCACGAACUCUGAAAAACAUCGUCAACUGUUCAGUCUGGAAAAAAUCUGGGCGUCGGACGAAUAUCUUCGGCAGGUGUUUCAUCCUGCCAAAGUCAAGAACCGAACCCGAACGUCGGUGUGACCGAAAUGCAUUUGGUCUGCAAAACUUGUUGCUUCAAAUACCUCAUACUCGUUUUCCGAACAUGCAAGGCUUCUUGAGGAAUACUGCAGGGUUUGUGUAAGAGGACAAGCGUUAAUCGAUGCCGAUUUAAGGCUGAAAAUGCCAAGGGUACAAAAGGACUCGGGCCUGUUUGGAUUCUUGGGAAAACGGGUCGUUAAUUCCAGUCGGGUAGGCUCUAAGAAGGUUAUUUCUGAAAUUCAGCGCUGGUCUCGACCUCAAGCCCUUGUGCUGACAGAAUGCUGUGCUGACCGCAAGCAGGAGCAGGGUUCCUGAGUGGAUGAUGGGGAGGACAGCGACCCACCUUCUCCGUAGCUCUAUGCAGCAGUGGUAUAUCUCCAUGGCUCAUCUCUCACCACAUGUUUCGGUUGCCAAGCAGUUCCUCUUCCUAUAAAUCAUCUACUUUGUCGUCAAAAGUUUUCUCUGAACAAACCUCAUUCGUCCGAGUAAAGAGUCCGCCGAGUGAGGCCACUCAAAGUGUUUCUAUCAACACGGAUACCACUCUUCGCCAAGAUGAAUGCCCCUUCAGGAAUCAUUGGUUCAGGAGGCCCUAUUUUGAAUGAUACCGAGGAUCCACUAUCAGUAUUUUUUGACUUUGGAAUUGGAUCACCACCACAGGACCCGAUGGAGACGUUGCAGACAUCUUCCGGAAGAAGGAGUCAAGAACCCCCAGCACGAGGAGGUAUAAGAGUUUCGCUAGCAUGUGUGCCAUGUCGAAGCAGACACGUCAAAUGUGGAGCGGAAAUGCCAAACUGCAGUCGCUGUCUUCAAGAUGACAAGCCUUGCUUUUAUGCCAAGUCGAGACGGGGGAUGAGAGACAGAAAUGCACCCAAAAAGAGGGCUUCGAUGCGAGAAGCUGAAAAAGUGAGCCCAGUCCCAGCCAGUUCGAGUGGGCAAAGUGUCAACUCUCUUUCAUAUCUGAGAGCGAACUCAUCAAACGACUCUUACACCGCGCCAUCGUCUGAUGGUUCUGCCAGCCCUGAGAGCUCGUCCUCGAGACUGAGUAGCAAGGUAGCAACUCCCCAGCGCUUGCUGGAUUUUUACUACAGCUCAUUCCACAAGGCGCACCCGUUCCUCUUGCCACGAUACUACUUCCAUAACCGGCUCCAAUCCGACCCUGAGUCAUUGAAAUUCUUAUAUCCCGUAAUGAAAUGGAUUGGAUCGAUGUAUUCAUCCGACAUGCCUUCGGCCGAAUUACAGGAAAUUUCCAUGAAUCAGAUUGAGAUGGCAAAUUUGCCACCGAACGGCUUCACCGUUCAGGCGUUGCUGUUGGCUGCUAUUGCUCUGCAUUCCCAGGAUGAUAUGAUCAAGUCUCGGGUGAUCUUAGACAGAGCCAUAUAUCUCGCGCUUGAGAUACGAAUGAAUUCUCGAACCUUCGCGAACAUGGAAAGAGAUCCAGUAUUGGCCGAGUCUUGGAGACGCACGUACUGGUUCAUGUACGUGACCGAUGCGAAAUUUGCGGCUUUCAGGAACGCUACACACUUCAUGUUGUACACGGUCGAGUCUAAUGUCGAGCUCCCUUGCGAGGAGUGCGAUUAUGAUGGGGUAUAUUCUUUCACUGACAUCGCUCUCGGCUUCGAGACUGACCCAUCCCAGAUCAUUCCCCGCUCCAGGACCUUGGAAGAAUAUGAGAAUCGGGACUUUUUAGAGGACGAGCCGGUCUUCUCGUCGUUCACCUACUUGAUAGACCUGACUCGAAUUUCUGGCUCUCUUCUCGGCUUCGACAGGCUACCCCCAGGCGAUGUAGAACUUGCAGUUAAUAAUGCAGACGCCAUGUUAGUCAACUGGAAGUUGCACCUACCCCGAGAAAAACAAGGUGUCGUUGACAAGAAUGAAGAGCUCGACGAGAUUCUCUUCUUCGCCCAACACCAGCUCCAAGUACUUCUUGUUUUCAUCCAUCGACCCUUGUCGCGUCUCACCCACUGCCCCCUGGAGGAGAUUUCUUCCUGUGCUCGUCCAUCACAUCCACUUCAGUCAACUGGUGAGGAAGACAGAACGUUCUGGCUGCACACGAAGAAGACCCUCGAAGGAGCUGAAGCAGCCAUUAAUCUAUACGCCCUCCCAUGCUCCAUUUUUUCGCACUCGCCACUCGGAAUCUGUGGCCUCACAUUCUCAACCCUUGCCAAUCUCAGCGCCUGCGCGUACAUCCUCACAGGCCCAGAAUGGUACCGUACACGCGACAGGAUACGUCUCGGUCUUGGGAGUCUGAAGACUAUGGGCGAGGUCUGGGCCAUGGCUCGCAAGAGCGAAAAGGAGACGAAGUUGAUUGCCAGGAACGUGUUUGCUAUGCCUAAGCCUGGAACGGCGGUCAUGCAGAGCACGAGGAAUAAUACUCCUAGUUUCGGUUAUGGAAGUGCGCUGCCUUCGUCCUCAUCGAUGAACAUGAUGAACCAUACACCGAUGGAUGUCGGAUGGCAGGAGUUGAGCGAAAUUGAUUAUUUCGGGACAUGGAAUGCAUUCUCAGGGAGACAGCAGGAUAUAAAUGGUAUUCUAACUUGAGGUUUGGCGGUACUGCCCUUUGGUCCCUGACGUUCAGUGUUUGAUGAAAGAGAUGUUUGAUUAGAAACGGCAAAAGUCCCAAUUCAAGGGGUCGAUUGAUUCCACAAUAAACGAAUGGGAUGGAAAUGGGUCGGAUAAAAGCUGGGCGAAAGAUGGCGGGCUCCUCCUCGAUGUCCAUGUUGUCGCUUUGGCAGUAUAUAGAAGCCGGAUAGACUUGAAGGAAGACAGAACUGUGUUCGAUCAAUGAAGGAAACAAAAUUGAAAAAC